Molecule: messenger RNA, 1323 nt
Organism: Fusarium keratoplasticum
Lineage: Eukaryota; Fungi; Ascomycota; Sordariomycetes; Hypocreales; Nectriaceae
Exons: 2
Coding region: 1-1323 (440 amino acids)
Molecular function (GO): protein binding
Source: RefSeq, a predicted model, not a curated record
AUGAGCCUUGGCUCCUUGCCGGUAGAGCUCCUCGAGAGUCUGGAACCGUUUUGCGACCAUCGACAACUUGCGGCUCUUGCUCAGCUCAACCACCAGUUCCAUCACAUCUUCAACCCGCUUCUCUAUCAGCACAAUGCUUUCAAAGAGGAUCCCUCCAAGUCCUGUGCUAUAUGGGCUGCCAAGCAUGACUCAUUGAGUACUAUGGGGUUGGCCUUCGCCCAUGGCGCGUCCAUGAAGACCAUAGACGCCCACACAGUUGAGCAUAUUCGGACUCUUUAUGAGAGACAGCCAGGCGCAAAGCCAUAUGGUGGGCCGUUACACAUUUCCGUUCAGAACAACUUCAAGGACCUCACGCUAUUUCUUCUUGCCAAUGGGGCACGUCUGGACGUGCCGUCAUAUGCGCUGUGCGACUGCAAAGGAGUUAGACACGACCCCAAAUGGUACCCUCUACAUUUCGCCAUAUGCCACGCUGGGGAAGCCAUGGUUUCUCUUCUCCUCGAACACGGCGCGUACUUCUCAUUGAAGGGCGUGCCAGGACUUCGCUGUGCCAUACAGUGUGCGUCCCAUUCGAUCUUGGACGCCCUGCUCGAAAAUGACAAUUUCGAUCCCCGUCAUCAAGACCCAGAAGGCUACACCGCCCUUUCCUAUAUCGUCAACUGCGCUGACUCCAUGACGGCUCGUGAGAUUGCGAGCAAGCUUGCGGAUCACGGGAUCCCACUUGAUGUCAUGGGGGUAACUGGCAGCACAGCGCUCGCGGACUUGAUCGAAGCAAGACAUCUAAAAGCUGCCAUUGAGUUGCUUGAGCGCGGCGCUGAUCCAACUAUCAGCGAGUGGGGUGACCGCGGGAUAGGUUUAUUCAGCGAAAUCUGCUGCAAUCCUAAAGCUUCAGAUGCCAUAGACGAAGCAGACCAAGAGCCCAAAGCCAGAGAGUUUAGAGAAGACCGACGAAGACUGGUGUCUCUCAUACUUGCAAACGGCGUCGAUCCCAACCGGCGCUUGGGACAUGGAGCAGCCCCGUUCUCAAAACCCCUCUUCUGGGUGUUGAUGGAGUUGAGAGAUGUGGAAUGCGUCAGAAUAUUACUCGACGCGGGAGCUGAGAUCAAGUCUGCCUUUUUCGAAAACUACGAGACCCGAUGCGAGAGUCUCCUCCGGGUCUUCUUUGAGCUGUUUGUCUGCUCUGUGUCUCAGAGCAAGGACAUCGUCAAGAAGAUUCAUGUUCCUGACAGCACUAACAGAGAAAGACAGAUCAAGAAACGUGAACUGAAUCAUGGAAAUCAGCCCAACAAGAUUGGAACGUGCGGUCGACAACGGCCCCCAAAGUGA